This is a messenger RNA of Vigna radiata var. radiata (mung bean), 1374 nucleotides long. RefSeq names its product COMPASS-like H3K4 histone methylase component WDR5B. Gene Ontology annotation, cellular component: Set1C/COMPASS complex. The coding region runs from base 116 to 1075 and encodes 319 amino acids. The record is from RefSeq and is a predicted model, not a curated record. The transcript has 2 exons. Gene Ontology annotation, molecular function: histone binding. Lineage: Eukaryota; Viridiplantae; Streptophyta; Magnoliopsida; Fabales; Fabaceae.
AUUUGCUGUUUAGUUGCAUAGACACUGCUUCCAUAUUAAGGUAUGCUAGCUAUGAGUUGGGUUCCUUAGCCAUUUCCAAGUACCUGGUUGCUUUCUGAAUUCAGCGAGUUUCGGAAUGGCGACGAGCGCCAACAGCGGUGGCGGUGGCAACCAAACCUACAAACCCUACCGGCACUUGAAAACCCUAACUGGCCACGAAAGCGCCGUGUCAUGCGUGAAGUUCUCGAACAACGGAACGCUAUUAGCCUCGGCAUCCCUCGACAAAACCCUAAUUAUUUGGUCAUCUGCCACGCUCUCCCUCCUGCACCGCCUUGUCGGCCACUCUGAGGGCAUCUCUGACCUGGCCUGGUCCUCGGAUUCGGACUCUCACUAUAUCUGCUCUGCCUCCGACGACUGCACCAUCCGAAUCUGGGACGCCACCGGGGGCGAUUGCGUGAAGAUCCUCCGCGGCCAUUCUGAUGCGGUCUUCUGUGUGAAUUUCAAUCCCCAAUCAAGCUACAUCGUGUCCGGGUCCUUUGACGAGAGCAUUAGGGUUUGGGAUGUGAAGACCGGCAAAUGCGUCCAAGUCAUCAACGGCCACUCCAUGCCUGUCACCUCUGUGCACUACAACCGCGAGGGCACCCUCAUCCUCUCUGCCAGCCACGAUGGCUCUUGCAAAGUUUGGGACACCAAAACCUUUGCUCCAUUGAAAACCCUCAUCGACGAUAAGGUUCCUGCUGUCUCCUUCGCCAAAUUCUCCCCCAAUGGCAAGUUCAUUCUGGUCGCAACUCUGAAUGACACCCUCAAGCUCUGGAACUACGGGAGUGGGAAGUUCUUAAAAAUAUAUUCUGGGCAUGUGAAUAGAGUAUACUGCAUAACUUCUACAUUUUCUGUGACUAAUGGGAGAUAUAUUGUUAGCGGUUCUGAAGAUUGCUGCGUUUAUUUAUGGGAUCUUCAGCAGAAAAAUAUGAUUCAGAGACUUGAAGGCCAUACAGAUACUGUAAUAUCUGUUACUUGUCACCCCACAGAGAACAAAAUUGCUUCCGCUGGUCUCGCUCGAGAUGCAACUGUGAGGGUUUGGGUACAGGAUUCCUGAAUAAUAUUGAAAUUAUAGGGUGUUUUAAAACAACUAAUACUAAUGCACGGUGAUCUCUUUUGGGCACUAUUCCGUCUUUUUUUUUUUUUUUUUGUAAAUAUAUUUUUCAUUACUUGAUUGUAAACUCAUCACAUUUCUAGACAUCUAGUGUUACACGUCUAAUGUGUGAUGUGAAGUAUGAGUCUUGUAUGUUACCUAUCCAAAUUUCUUCACUAUAUUCUUUUGUAUUGUUUGUGCCUCGUUUGGUGGGAUUUUCUCAGAUUUUAAAGAAUAGAAUGUGGUGGUUUUCUUAAAAGUAA